Suillus paluster is the source of this 2126-nucleotide messenger RNA. RefSeq lists its product as uncharacterized. Gene Ontology annotation, biological process: intracellular transport. NCBI's taxonomy places the organism in Eukaryota, Fungi, Basidiomycota, Agaricomycetes, Boletales, Suillaceae. Gene Ontology annotation, molecular function: GTPase activator activity. Gene Ontology annotation, cellular component: nuclear pore; cytoplasm. The record is from RefSeq and is a predicted model, not a curated record. Bases 89 to 1639 code for a protein of 516 amino acids. The transcript is spliced from 5 exons.
AUUCCCGUUUUGGCCGGGUAUACCGUGUUGUUGUUCGUGCUUUCCUCAGCCCGACAAUCUCUUUUCAACGCACAGACCACCAACGUCAAUGUCAAACAGCGUCAACGACGUCGCUGCUCCCAAUAACGAUCCAAGGGCGUCCCCGCCGUUUGGUGGUCAAGAGAGCGAUCCCGAGGGGGGCGCUGAUGACUUCGAGGUAAUACCUGAAGAUAAGGAGGACGCGGUGGAGUCGAUCCAACAAGGGGAUGUUGCAGGCGAGAUUGAAAUAACGUCGUCUUCUGUCUCUUCUAGUCAAGACGCUGAGCCUGACGCUGGCGAGACUCAUGAUGCAGCUUAUGGUCUUCCAGCCCGUCCCCCUUCAGAUUCUGAUAGUGGAGAAUCGGACAAGGGUUUGAAGCGCAAGCUUGCUGACCGUGGCACGAGUCAGGGGCCGGAGAACCUGGUGCCCUUACCCUCUGCCGAGCCCGCCAAGCGUCCUAGAGAUGAUACCGACAAAGAUGAUAACCCUCGCGAAUCAAAGAGACCAUCGCCUCCCCCCGAACAGAAACCUGUCGCGGCAGAGACAUCGACACUCAAACUUGGAGGGUUUAUGGCCUAUGCUGCCGCAGCAUCUCCGUUUGCUGCCGUCAAAGGUCAGAACAUCUUCUCAGGAGCUAGUUCUAGCACGUCCAAAAAGCUAUCUGUUUCACCAUCACCAUCGCCAUCACCCACCCCCCCGCUAACGACCAAUGCCCCUACGCCUUCUCCAUUUGUGGGCUUCGCCUCCUCGCAGUGGUCGGUACAGCAGACGCCGGCUAGCACGGCAACCAAGCGUACAGGCUUCGAAGCCUUCAUGGGCUCUACUUCUCCUUUCGCAACAGCAGGAGUUUCUCCCUUCCCUUCUCGACCCAAGUCACCAUUACGUGCCAGCGGAAAGAGCGCUCUCGGAAGGAGCAGGUCACCGAGACGUACCCCUCUCAGCAUGAGCAACGCAUUCUCAUCAUAUGCUAGUGGUGGCGUGCAAGCUCUAUUUUCUGCGCCCCAUCCCAAGCGUGCUAGGGCAGAGUCGCCCAACGGGGGGUCGUCGCGCAGUUCGCUUGAACGGACGAGCAGCACUAGAGUGAACUUAUUUGAUUCAGCAUGGAAUGAAAGUGCGGACGGCAGCGGAAGUGGGGAGGAAGAUGAUGAUGAGGAGCAGGAGCGUGAGAGACCACCUUCAACGUUUGGUGAGAUACUGCGUGCAGGUAGGGAUGAUGAAGAGAACGAGCCCGAGGAUGAGAAGGAGAAGGAGAAGCUGCAAGAACAAGAUGUUGUAACUGGCGAAGAAGAUGAGGAAACAAUACACCACGUGCGCGCCAAGCUCUAUGCUCUAUGCCCCCAGAACCAGUGGAAGGAGCGGGGUACUGGCCUCCUCAAGCUCAACGUCCGACGGUCGGACGGUGGAGGUGCUCGUCUUUUGAUGCGCAAAGAAGCGGUCUACACAGUUAUACUGAAUGUUACACUGUUCUCCGGAAUGAAAUGCUUUAUUGCACAGGAUCCACGAUAUAUCCGGUUGGGCGUUAUCGAAGAUGGGGUCACGACACAUUACAAUCUCAGAGUUUCAAACGCGAAGAUUGCACACGAUUUGCUAGAGGAGAUCAAGUCUAAUAUUCCAGCUUGACAUCCAGAGUACCCUUAUGUUACUUUACUGCUCGUGAUGAUCAUGCCUUGCUACAUUUAACAUUAAUGUUGUCUUUAUGUACAACCACAGGACCCUCGCUGCUCCCUAUAUCGCAUGUCCACCGGUAGCAAGGAGCCUCCAAAUCACUCAUCCUAUGGUCCUAAAAGUUGCGUCUCGGAGUUCAUGGGCCAUACGAUACGCCAUGUCCGACGGUACGCCCCAAAAAGCCUUGGAGAACUUGCUUACCCUCGAUUGUACGUUAACCGACAUUCGUGUAGCCCUAAACAGGCACUCAGUACUCAAUAAAAUGACCUACCACUUAGACCUCAUCAAUGGCAUGCAGUCAAGAUAUAGAGUUCGCAGUGCAAGCCCAUGUUACAAGUUGAACAAAACCCGUCUUUUCCACUCUGAGCCUCAGUGAAACCCGCUCAGAAAUGUCCUGGUAAAGCAUGCUGGCUGUUUGUUAGACGAGUUGAAGAAGCUUCGC